Molecule: messenger RNA, 737 nt
Organism: Mytilus californianus (California mussel)
Lineage: Eukaryota; Metazoa; Mollusca; Bivalvia; Mytilida; Mytilidae
Exons: 5
Coding region: 12-674 (220 amino acids)
Source: RefSeq, a predicted model, not a curated record
GUCUGAUAAAAAUGAAAGGAAGAAUUUUACUGAUAUAUCUGAUCAUUUUUAUACAUACGCUUAAUGGUGAUGAUUCUUAUGAUAGUAGUAGCUACGAAAGCAGAGAAGAUGAAUUAUCGAUUAUACAUGACAAUGUAAAAAUCAAUAGAAAUUCCAGCCUAUUGACCACAACUGUGCACGAAGAUGAUAAAUUACAAGAAGUUGAAUUGACAACCAAUAGUGGUGACCAUCAGACCAUUUAUUAUAUGAAAGACUUAGACUUAAAAGUGAUAGUGAUGAAGCAACCACACGAUGUUUGUCUGAUGUACAAAUAUACUGAAAAGGACAGGAUAACUGGACAAUUACAGAAAUGUUUAUACAGAGUUACUCAAUAUGAUCAUUAUAACAGCAUAGGGACGGUCAAACGAAUAUGUGAGGAUAGAAAUAUUCAGUUCCUAGAACUAUUGAUGUGCACAAAUAUUUUCCAAGAAGAUGUGAAGUUUUUAGGAAAUUCAGCAGGCGUUGGCAAAGGGAAAAGAAAGAUCAAAGUCAUCUUAAAGAGAGCUGUCUGUCUACCAGUGUGGGAAUCUUACAGAAUAGAAACAACAUGCCUCUCAACUACUUUUUACACCAUUUUACAAACAACAUGUGUGACAAAUACUGAAUACUUCUAUGGAUCAUAUUGUCUAAUAUGAAAUGAUAUCAAACGUUUGUGAUUUAUUUUUCAUAUUUUAUUUUGAAUCAGAUUUUAAUUUAGU